CGAGCGUCACUUUUUUGUUGAUGAAAGAUACCUGAUGGGUAUCUAUCGUAUUGAUUAACGCCAUGCGUGCACAUGCCGUUUCAACAACUUCCUUCCAGAUGUCAGCAUCGUUUCCCAGCCCAGAUUCCUUCCCACCACGCCUCGCAUUUCUCCGGGGUUCCGGAACGGCUUUCUUGGAGCCGUUGUGAGGGAAAAAAAAACUUCCAAACAAGAUCGUUACGUGUCAACCUCUCUCUCUCUCUGUCUGUUCCGUCCAACCUCUCGACAGCAAUCAUCAUGUUCUUGCCACCAUUGUUCCUGCCAUUCUGCAAAUUUCAAAAAAAGGCAAAAAAGUCAUGCGAGCUGCAUGUAUGAUACGGCCGCGCAUGCACUGCUGCAGCCAUCGAGGUCCACGAGUAACAUGUUUUACCACCCUCCAAGAAGCUCCCAAGGUGCCGUCAUCCUCGCAGCAAGCCACUACUGUACCUGCACGCAAAAACGUUCCAGAGGAAGGCGAGUAAGAAUGGUGCUUGCGAAGUUUGCGCAGCAUCCCGCAACAUGUUCAACAAUGAAUGCACUCGAUGGCCAACAUCCAGUAAAUGGCUGGCGAACUUGGAGCUCCAUCAGCCAGCCGUUCGUGCUUAUGAUGAAUCAUUCUUCGCCCUCCACCACGCAUCCCUGUGCGAAGAAGAUCUUUGCAGCCUUGGUGCUGCUUUCGUUCGAAAUGGCGUAGUUGUUACCUGCGAUGAACGUGUUGCGUUAGCCCAUAGCUCCCUACAGUCAGCCUGUCAAAGAAC
Molecule: messenger RNA, 776 nt
Organism: Pseudocercospora fijiensis CIRAD86
Lineage: Eukaryota; Fungi; Ascomycota; Dothideomycetes; Mycosphaerellales; Mycosphaerellaceae
Exons: 1
Coding region: 548-712 (54 amino acids)
Source: RefSeq, a predicted model, not a curated record